This is a messenger RNA of Anguilla rostrata (American eel), 3271 nucleotides long. RefSeq names its product kxDL motif-containing protein 1-like. The transcript is spliced from 6 exons. NCBI's taxonomy places the organism in Eukaryota, Metazoa, Chordata, Actinopteri, Anguilliformes, Anguillidae. The record is from RefSeq and is a predicted model, not a curated record. Gene Ontology annotation, biological process: lysosome localization. Gene Ontology annotation, cellular component: BORC complex. The coding region runs from base 839 to 1372 and encodes 177 amino acids.
AUGGCUACCGUGCAUUUCCCAGGUGAGUGCUUCUCAGUGGUGGUGGGUUGAGGUGAGUUCCUCCUUCACUGUGAACCACUUUAAAGAUUGUGAGAUGACCCCUGUUGAAUUAACGCAAUCCGUUAUUAUACAAUGAACAAGGUGAGUAGUCGCACGUGCCUGUCUUUCUUUAUAUUGACAAAUGUACUUCAGCUGAGUGCACCUGAACUUGCUUAGAGUUUGGAAUUGAGGCCACCUUUGAAAGCCAGGUUUCUGCCAAAACUGGCGUUGCGUCUAUAGCUUCCAGAUCAAGUGCAACCGAUACAGCAGCUUUUAGGUCAUCAUUACGGGCCUUAGUGUUCUGGAUGAAUUCCUCAUCAGGCCAAUUCCUCCACUGGGUAUAGAAGUACUGGCCUCAGCUGAUAUGUGCAUGUGGUGAGUUUUCUGCCGAGAAAUGGCCAUCAGGUGGGUGUGAUUUUGGUAAUUUGAGGUACGUUACUUUCUCCUUCGUCACAGCAAAGCUUUUUGAGUACCAUGAAAGGCAAUGGAAGAUUCUAUAUUAAUCCAACAUUAUUUUUAUCUAGACUUGUAGUCGCAUUGCGUUUCUCGUGUGUUUUGUGGCGUUAUGCUCCCUCCUCUGUUCCGUCUCCUCAGGGCCUCACUGACUUUGGAUGGGACGGGGUUUGGUACAGCCCCAGAACUGCUCCACACUGAUUUAAGAAUGGCGGGUCCCAUGGCGGGUUUUGUGCAUAAAUGGAAUGUGAACAUUCACCGUCGCAUGUGUGGCAAUGCCUGGCCAAUGUGUGGUUACCGGCGGGUAUCGAGCCAAUUGCAACCCACUUACUGAAAAGUCUGUGCCAUGGAGCCCACUGCUUCUGGAAUGUUCUGUGACAGAAUGCUCAGUAUGGUCAAUUCCGAGGAUGUGAAUGCAAUCAUCCAAGCUCAGAGACACAUGCUGGACCGCUUUGAGAAGACGAACGAGAUGCUCCUGAACUUUAAUGGCCUCUCCAACGUGCGGCUCCAGCAGAUGAACGAGCGCUUCCUGCACCACACGCGCACACUGGUGGAGAUGAAGAAGGACCUGGACAGCGUCUUCAGGAGAAUCAGGACUCUGAAAAGCAAGAUUGCAAAGCAGUAUCCAGAUGCUUUCAGCAACGUCCACGAAUCUCCCGUCCUGGAGGACGAGGACGACGAGUUCGACCCCGUCCCGCCCAGCGCGGCCACCACGACCGCCACCUCGGAGCAGAGCACCGAGUCGUGCGACUCCAGCCCCGACGUCGUCUCCCCCGCCGCCAGCCGCUGCUCGGAGGAGCCCUCCCAGGAGCAGCCGGACACGCCCACCUCGGACGGCCCGUGUGGCGGGGCGGUGCUGCAGGAUGAGGGCCCCGACUAGGCCCCCGACUCGGGUUGUGUGGAGGGGCGGGACUUAACCUGCUGCUCUGUAUGACUGAUGCUCCGAUUGGCUGUUUUUUGUUUUUUUUUGCCUUUUUUUUGUUCUGCACUCUUUAAGCCAUUCAGCACUAACUGCCGCAAGAAGAAAAUACUUGAAUUUUCCUUGUAUGUUAAUUUAAUCCUUACAAAUGCAAUGCCAAAACUGCUAUUAGUGUUCUAUUUACAGUUGGCAGCUUUUUAAUACUUUUGUCUCAGUUGUAUUUUCCAUUUCUGGAGCUGGGGGAAAAAUAGGUAGCCCAUUGUACCUUUAUGGGAUUAUGUUUUUAAAGGGUAAAUCUGUUGGCGACCUACAUUUCUCCAUUUAAUUUUUCAUUCCCCAUGAGAGGUCAUGGUUGGUAUUUGUUUUUAUCUAGCAUUUUGAAUCUAUCCGUUUCCCAGAUGGCUGCAUCCUGUACAGCUUAGAGAGCAGAGUUUUUACACUAUGGUUCCUGCAGUUGGAUGUAUGUGGUAGCAAUUCUGGUGACAGUACUUUACUCUACAGAAUGACAACAGCGCCCCCUCUGGGCCUGAUAUGACACUGCCACUCAUAGGAAUCUGUUGCUUCAUUAUUGAUGCUCAACAGAAAAUUAUGGUACUCAUGUUUUGACCCCAAAGACACAAUGUGAACAGUUAGAUUUAUUUCUCUUUUUGAUCUGUUUUUUUUUAAAACAAGUUCAUGUAGCUUGUGUGUGAAAAAGUGUUUUAGAUGGAAGUGUUUGGUUCUAGAUUUACUUGUAAUUGUAAAUUUUAAACAGUGACUUGGGGAGAUUUAAAGAAAAUGACGUUUAUUCAGAUAUUGAGCUUCAGUACACGCUGAUGGCAGUAAUGGAGACAGGGAAGCCUCCCGUGGAUCACCAGCAAGUGGCACAGUGACCUCUGACCCCUGGCUGCUGAACUCCGCUGUGCCCUGAAUGAUGGGUAAUCCAGGUAACGUGAUGGAGUGCAGUUGCCUCUCCUCAGAUUUCUGUGCUACCGAAUACCCUAGAAAAGUGGUGGGGAAAUACAUUGUUGUAAUGGAGCUCUCUGCCUGUACAUGUACUUUAUGAACAGUAAAUAUGACCACGUGAUUAAUGCCUGUAUUAAACUAAUUUUACAAAUCCAGUAAAUUAUUAAAUAUGCUAAAACUAUUGACUAGCAUUGACAGAAUCAUUACAAAGCCAUGACUGAUUUUUGUUGAUCUUAAGGUUAAUGUUGUAACACAGUUUGUAGGUCACAGCUGAAGGGGGAGGGAGGGAGUGGCCAGUUUGGUUUUACGCUGGGGCCCAGGCCCCAUAAUCUCAUUCAGUGGCACUGGUUGCGCCAGCCAAUGAGAACCGCCCCCUCUGACGAGUUGGUUGAAUCUUCUGGCGAGGUUCGAGGGGAGAGUGGAAGUCUAAUAGUUGUUUUUCAGUGGGUGGAAGGAAAAGGAAAAUUUCCCCGCGGGCCUGUUGUCUUGCACACCUCGCCUCUGGUUUGGGGGGGGCUGACAGGAUCUCUUGGGAACGGCAGGUGAGGUCUGGACCUGCAAAGCACCUGCAAUUAGCCCGUGCCCGGGCUCCAGCACGCUGCUGAUUGGCUCCCUGGUGGAUUGGAGCCGGAGCUGAGGAGAGCUUCCAGCAGCGCCGCUCCUCACUGCAGCAGCUCCUCCCACGAUCACGCCUGUCUGCCCAAGGCCCGAUGCACUCUGGGACAGGAAGUGGGCUCCGCCGCUGCGCCGGUUCUGCACCGUACGUAAAAUGCAGUACGUGGGAUGUACUGUGUUUUAUUUCUCACGGUUGCUGUUUUGAUCAGGGUCUCCCUCAGCAAAGAGAAACUGUGCUGUAUCGAGGUCUUCCCCUUCAGAUGAGGCAUUUAAAAUAAAAUACAUUUUUUUUAAAACUGA